GGUUUACAGAACCUGUCGUUUAUUUAGCCGAAUCAGCCACAAUGCCACACACCAUACUCCUCUGCUCCCUCUUAUACUCCAUCCAUUUCUCUCCCAAAUCUAGUCAAAUUUCCUAAAUUGGAGUUUAGGGUAUUCACCUGAUCUUGUUUGAGCUUCGUUUCACACUCGCCCUCCUCUCUCCUCUCCAUUCCUUGUCUACUAAUCAAUGGUAUCAUUCUUCUGGGUUUCUCUAAAUAUAUCUCCUCUGUAAUGCUUGGAAAGUUACUGAAGUGUGAGUUUGGCUUCUAAAAAGUAGUGAUCAUCUUAAUGGAUCUGAAAGAAAAGGAAGCAAAAGGACCAGGGGAAAUGAUGAUCAAGAAAAGCUGUAGCGAUUGUCACACAACAAAAACGCCUCUCUGGAGAGUCGGCCCUGCUGGGCCAAAGUCUCUAUGUAAUGCUUGUGGGAUCAAAUACAACAAGAGGAGGAGGGCACUUCUGGGUUUGGACAGAGGAAGGAUCGAAAAGGGUAAGAAGAAGAGGAAGAAGAACAGAGGAGGAGGGAACUGCAGAGUGGGAGAGUCAUUGAAGCUGAGAUUGAUGGCAUUGGAAACAGACAUGGUGUUGCAGAGAUCAGAAAAACAGAGGAACAAGUUGGGUGAAGAAGAAAGAGCGGCUAUACUGUUGAUGGCUCUCUCUUGUGGAUCUCUUUAUGCUUUUAGAGAAGAGAAGCCCUAACUAAUUUACCUGCCAGAUUCUCGUCUUUAAUUGUAAACCUUUUUUUAGAUUUUUAGAAGAUUAUGAAAUUUAAGAAAUGAUUGUAAGCACUAAUAUAAACUAUAGUGUUUGAGAUUGAGAUUGAGAUUGAUGAUUGAUCAGUUAUUCUUCUCAACAGUAGUGUAUGAAGCUACGGCUUGCUUUAUUUUAUUUAUUAAAUCGCUUUUCAUUUUCA
This is a messenger RNA of Camellia sinensis, 928 nucleotides long. RefSeq names its product GATA transcription factor 15. Gene Ontology annotation, molecular function: zinc ion binding; sequence-specific DNA binding. The record is from RefSeq and is a predicted model, not a curated record. NCBI's taxonomy places the organism in Eukaryota, Viridiplantae, Streptophyta, Magnoliopsida, Ericales, Theaceae. Gene Ontology annotation, biological process: regulation of DNA-templated transcription.